Lampris incognitus (smalleye Pacific opah) is the source of this 2114-nucleotide messenger RNA. Its product is annotated as ETS translocation variant 5-like. The record is from RefSeq and is a predicted model, not a curated record. Lineage: Eukaryota; Metazoa; Chordata; Actinopteri; Lampriformes; Lampridae. Gene Ontology annotation, molecular function: DNA-binding transcription factor activity, RNA polymerase II-specific; sequence-specific DNA binding. The transcript is spliced from 13 exons. Gene Ontology annotation, cellular component: nucleus. Gene Ontology annotation, biological process: cell differentiation; regulation of transcription by RNA polymerase II. The coding region runs from base 137 to 1753 and encodes 538 amino acids.
CCCACACAGUCAAGUUUUGCGCGAGGAUCACUGCAGGGAAUGUGGAGCGAGACAAGCGACGCUGCUACGUGGAUAUUUCGUUCCGCCACCGGUUUAAACCUUCACUUUCCCAGCGGAGAACAAGGAGUCCUGCAACAUGGACGGCUUUUAUGACCAGCAGGUCCCCUUCCUGGUCCCAGCCAGUAAAUCGCAUGUGGAGGAACCACAUGGGAUCAGACCACUUAGCGAUAGGAAGAGGAAGUUCGUGGAUGCAGAGCUGGCACAGGACACUGAAGAACUCUUUCAAGACCUCAGCCAGCUUCAGGAAAUAUGGAUCGCAGAAGCCCAGGUACCCGAUGAUGAGCAGUUUGUCCCAGAUUUCCAGUCUGAGAGCCUGAUGUUUCAUGUUUCCCCGGUCAAAAAAGUGAAGCGGGAGCCAAGUCCGUCCAAAGACCUCUCCCCCUGCAGUCAGGAGCAGCGGCUCACCCCGUACCCUGACAAGUGCCUUUACAGCUGCAGUGCCUACGACAACAAAGCAGGCGGGGUCAAACCGCCGACUCCGACCUCUGCGCCUGCCUUGCCGAGUGGCUCUGCCCACGCUGCCAGGACGCACGCCAUACAGAGUCAGAUUCCCACCUCCGCCCAGCAGCUGCCCAACAGCUGUCCUCCCGGCCACGCCGCCUCGCCAAGCCCCGCCCAUCCGCGCGUUCUGCCCCAGGCCGGCCAAAGUCAGCACUUUGCGGUGCCGCGCCCCCCUGUCAGCAGCCCCGGUGGUUCGUUCAGCCCUGAACACAGGUUCCACAGGCAAAUGUCUGCACCCUGCUUGCCCUUCGCCGCUCCAGAGAACGCAGCAAGGACGCCCUACCCCCCCCAGUCCCACCACAAUAACCACCACCGCCGCCACCACCAGCAACCGCUGGCCCGUGAUGGCCGACCCCUGUACCAGCGCCACCUCUCGGAGCCCAUUGUCCCCCUGCCCUCUCAGGGUUUCAAACAAGAGCUGGUGGACCCACGCUACCCAGAGCAAGGGCCCCCCAGCAUGGCUCCGCCAUCCCAGUUGGCCCACUUCCAUCCUCUGGCCAUAAAACAGGAGCCGAGAGACUUUGGCUUUGAGUCAGAGGUACAAACCUGCCAGUCAUCGUUUGGGAGGCCAUCGACCUUCUACCAGAAAAACAGUGAUGGUGAGUUCAAAUGUUUUGUUUUUGAUGGAGAGCCUCGGCUGUGCUAUGACGACACGUGCGUGGUGCCAGAAAGACUGGAAGGCAAGGUAAAGCAGGAGGCGCCGGCCUUCCGCGAGGGCCCGCCUUACCAGCGGCGAGGAUCUCUGCAGCUGUGGCAGUUCCUGGUCACCUUACUGGACAACCCGGCCAACGGCCACUUCAUCGCCUGGACAGGACGCAACAUGGAGUUCAAACUCAUCGAGCCAGAGGAGGUGGCACGCCGUUGGGGCAUGCAGAAGAACCGGCCGGCCAUGAACUACGACAAACUGAGCCGCUCUUUGCGCUACUACUAUGAGAAGGGCAUCAUGCAGAAGGUAAAGGUGGCUGGGGAGAGGUAUGUGUACAAGUUUGUGUGCGACCCCGAGGCACUCUUCUCCAUGGCUUUCCCAGACAACCAGAGGCCCAGCCUUAAAGGGGAUCCAGACACUUUCUUGCCAGCUGGGGAGGAGGACGGUCUGCCCCUGCCCCACUACGACGAGGAGGGGGCCUAUCUAGCCGAUGGUGGAGAGCAGUGCGUCCAGGGACUGGGGUUCCCCGACAGUUACCCCUAUUAAUCCCCUCAUCUAGGGGGCUCAGACUGUUCUUCAUUCAUACUUACCAGGAGGUGCCCAAAAUGUCUGUGCAGUGUUGGAGUCAGGUGGGUGGAGGAGUGUCUCCAAAACUUGCAUACACGUAACAGAGUUUGGGAAGUAAAAAAACAAAACUCUGUGCUCUGAUAAAACACUAUUUUCCAUCCAAAUAAACCAUGCACUUAUCUGGCUCAGUCUGUGGCACAGCUGUGUGUUGUGCUGGCAAGUGUAUGGCUCCCAGUGUGAGACAGGGAAGGUGAUCAACUCAGCUGCAAGCUAUAGAACUUGCUAGCGUGAAUUCCAACCAUAACACACACACACACACACACACACACACACACACACA